Molecule: messenger RNA, 2065 nt
Organism: Suncus etruscus (white-toothed pygmy shrew)
Lineage: Eukaryota; Metazoa; Chordata; Mammalia; Eulipotyphla; Soricidae
Gene: SLC39A2
Product: solute carrier family 39 member 2
Exons: 4
Coding region: 860-1786 (308 amino acids)
Biological process (GO): zinc ion transmembrane transport
Cellular component (GO): plasma membrane
Molecular function (GO): zinc ion transmembrane transporter activity
Source: RefSeq, a predicted model, not a curated record
GGGUACCAUAUAGGUGCUAAAAUUUCCCUCUCCACCCAUAUAUCAGAACUGAACUGUUUACUCAAAUGUAUCUCUAUUUUCCCUUACACUGAGCAGUUUCAGAGCUAUCACAUAUUUAUUACUUUAACACUUAGUCUCUUUUCCCAACAAAUGUCAGACUUGGUACCUUCAGAAGUUUUGACGAAAGCAAUGUUUUAAUACUUGAAAUUCCCCACCGCACAUUUCCAUGCCUGAAGCUAUUUUCCUGAGGUUUCAGUAAUGGGAGUCUCCCCAUACACAAUUUUACAUGUUGGUGGCUGCACUACUUCUCAGCCACACCUCCUUUCUCCCAGGUGGCCCCAAAUCCCCUCUGAAAGGGUGCUGGUUCAUGUAUCAGCAGAGCAACCUAACAGAAUUGGGGUGAGAGAGGAGGGUAUGGAAGCCUUAGAUCAAAUAUCCUAGCUAAGGUUGGUCCAGAGGGUCCCAACAUGGAACAGCUGAGGAGUGCUUCAGUGCUGCCUCAUUAGAUGAGACCAAUCCCAGGGACGAACUAAGACAGCCCACGGUCCUUGAAUUACUCAUGGCACUGAAGAGGAGGAGAAGACAGAGCAACAGCUGUGCCUGGCAGAGAGGCUGGAGUUUCUGGUUUCCAAGAUCAGGAGGACUUGAGCUAGGGGAGGGGCCUCAAGGCAGGGGCCAGGCCCCAGUCAGCUAUGCAAGGCUGCACAAACAGGCAGCCCAAAGACGAGAAGACCAUUGGGAAAUGGUCUCCUGAAACUCAGGGAGGGACUCACCAGCUCUCUCCACCUCAACCCAACUACAACUCCGAGACUGUAGCAGCAUUUGGCAUUCUGAAGGCCCUGCUAAUCCUGUACCUCAAAUGGAAGCUCUUCUAGGCGUAAAACUUGGCUGCAUGCUUGGCCUGCUGGCACUCACUGUGGUCUGUGGCCUCGUGCCCAUCUACAUAAAAUGGUUCAAGAUUGAUGCAGCCACAGGUCGCCACCGACGAGUCCUCAGCCUCCUGGGCUGCAUUUCUGCCGGUGUGUUUCUGGGAGCAGGAUUUAUGCACAUGACAGCCGAAGCCCUGGAAGGAAUUGAGUCUGAGAUCCAAAAGUUACUGAUCCAGAACAGUUCAGCAGGCGAGGGAAAUUCAGAGGCUGAUGAUUCUUCACUUGUGGAGUACCCCUAUGGAGAGCUCAUCAUCUGCCUGGGCUUCUUCUUAGUCUUCCUUUUGGAAUCACUGGCAUUGCAAUGUUGUCCUGAAACAGCUGGAGGAUCCACGUUGCAGGAAGAGGACUGUGGGGGAGCUCAUGUCCUGCAAAUCCACAGUCAUGGACCUAAACCCUCCCCUUCCCGGGGUCCCCUGAGGGCCCUGAUCCUCCUGCUCUCCCUCUCCUUUCACUCAGUGUUUGAAGGACUGGCUGUGGGGCUCCAGCCAACCAUAGCAAUGACAGUGCAGCUUUGCCUGGCUGUCCUGGCUCACAAGGGGCUGGUGGUGUUUGGCGUUGGCCUGCGCCUGGUGCAGAUAGGAACCAGGUCCCGGUGGGCCAUGGUCUCCAUUGUGUCAUUAGCACUCAUGUCCCCCCUGGGCCUAGCAAUAGGUAUGGCUGUGGCUCAAGGGGACUCUGAAGGGGGACGAGGUUUAGCUCAGGCAGUGCUAGAGGGGGUAGCAGCUGGCACCUUUCUUUAUGUCACCUUCCUCGAAAUUUUGCCACGAGAAUUGGCUGGUCCCGAGAGUCCUCUGGCCAAGUGGGGCUGUGUAGCUGCUGGUUUUGCCUUCAUGGCCUUCAUCGCUCUGUGGGCCUGAGUCUGAAGCCUGACUUUCUCACAGGCAUGCCUGGGACACCCCAGUGUCUCCCAGGAGACACAUUCCAGGGGGCUUGAUGUCUUUAACUGAAAUGAAGUGACUUUUAUAGACAUCUUCCUCAUGAACUGAACCCCAAGAGAGCUCAUUUCUGUAUGCUAUUUGAGAACCGAGGGAAUCAUGUUUAGGCUGACUACCAGUAAAUUAGGACUGUUUGAAGAACAGCCUCAGGUCUUGCUCUUUCCCAUUUGUGCCAUUUGUAAUAAAUGUCCCUUUAAACUU